AAAAAAAACAGGCGAAGAAGAAGAAGCUGAGCCUCUUCCGUGCUUUGUUUGCUACAUGCGGGAUUCUCGUUUGUUUUGUGCUUCACAGCGCUUAUAGCUAACCGUGCACGUAGGAAUAUUCACAUUCACAGCAUCAUGAGUACUUUAUGGAUGGGCAAUCUGGAUGCCUACAUGGACGAGAAGUUCAUCACCAGAGCAUUUUCCACGAUGGGGGAGGAGGUUUCGAACGUGCGCAUCAUUCGAAAUAAGAUGACGGGGGGGGCUAUGGGUUACUGCUUCGUGGAGAUGCCCGACGAGGCCACAGCUGAGAGGUGUCUACGCAAAAUCAACGGCAAAUCUUUACCAGGGGCCAGUCCGCCUACAAGAUUUAAGUUGAACCGAGCCACCUUUGGGAAACAGGAAACUGGUCAAAUGUAUUCUCUGUUUGUGGGAGAUCUGACUCCAGAAGUGGACGACGGGAUGCUCUACGAGUUCUUUUACAACCGGUACCCGUCCUGCCGGGGCGGGAAAGUGGUGCUCGACAGCAUGGGCAACUCUAAGGGCUGUGGGUUUGUUCAGUUCCCAGACGAGCGGCUUCAGAAGCGGGCUUUGGACGAGUGUCAGGGCGCUGUGGGACUGGGGAGCAAACCUCUGCGGUUAAGUUUGGCUGCUAACAAUUUAAGGAACAAGCCCCAGCAACAGCAGUCGGAGAACAAACCGUCGUGGCAGUCCAGCUCAGCAUACAAAUACGGCUAUGACCAGUAUAACCAGUACCAGCACCAGAACUAUCCUGGCUAUUAUCCUUCCUGGGGUUAUGAUCAGACUGCAGCGAUGUAUGGCUACAGCUAUCCACAGUAUGAUUACUCCCAGUAUGCUCAAACACAGGAAAGUGAAGCAGUUCCAGAGGAAGAACCAGUUGAAGAUCCUGGCCUGGGACUGGACGUGCUGGAAACUAACAGGAAGUUCAUGGAGCUCAGUGAGGAGCUGUACGACGCUCUCAUCGAGUGCCACUGGCAGCCUCCAGUGAUGUCUGCAGAGCAGGAAUACGUCAUUUCCUUGUUGCCCGAGCCCAUUUACUGCUGAAAGAUGCUUCCUUUGGCUCGUUUUUUUUUAUUGUUAGAAACUGAUGGACGAUAUUUUUAUUCGAGUUUGUAAACUGGUGAAAGUUUAAAGAAAUAAAAUUAUAUAUUG
This is a messenger RNA of Nematolebias whitei (Rio pearlfish), 1170 nucleotides long. Its product is annotated as tRNA selenocysteine 1-associated protein 1. The transcript has 9 exons. Gene Ontology annotation, cellular component: nucleus. The record is from RefSeq and is a predicted model, not a curated record. NCBI's taxonomy places the organism in Eukaryota, Metazoa, Chordata, Actinopteri, Cyprinodontiformes, Rivulidae. Gene Ontology annotation, biological process: selenocysteine incorporation. Gene Ontology annotation, molecular function: tRNA binding. The coding region runs from base 136 to 1062 and encodes 308 amino acids.